This is a messenger RNA of Fulmarus glacialis (Northern fulmar), 463 nucleotides long. It is a transcript of the gene NGFR, whose product is annotated as nerve growth factor receptor. Gene Ontology annotation, cellular component: cell surface; plasma membrane. The annotation marks the transcript as partial. Lineage: Eukaryota; Metazoa; Chordata; Aves; Procellariiformes; Procellariidae. The transcript is spliced from 2 exons. Gene Ontology annotation, molecular function: coreceptor activity; nerve growth factor binding; death receptor activity. The record is from RefSeq and is a predicted model, not a curated record. Gene Ontology annotation, biological process: Rho protein signal transduction.
GUGGAACAACUGCAAACAGAACAAGCAAGGGGCCAACAACCGCCCGGUGAACCAGACGCCUUCGCCGGAGGGGGAGAAGCUGCACAGUGACAGCGGCAUCUCGGUGGACAGCCAGAGCCUGCACGACCAGCAGCCCCCCAGCCAGAGCACCCAGGGGCCAGGUAGGGCGAACCCGGGGAACCUCUACCCCACCCUGCCGCCCGGCAAGCAGGAGGAGGUGGAGAAGCUGCUGGGCAGCUCCACGGAGGAGACGUGGAGGCAGCUGGCCGGGGAGCUGGGCUACAAAGAGGACCUCAUAGACUCCUUCACCCGGGAGGAAUCGCCCGCCCGGGCUCUCCUGACCGACUGGUCCUCCAAGGAGACGGCCACCCUCGACGCUCUCCUCGCGGCCCUGCGCAAGAUCCAGCGCGGGGACAUCGCCGAGAGCUUGUACAGCGAGUCCACCGCCACCUCUCCCGUCUGA